GGCAUCUGAAGUAUAGAAGAAGACGCCCUUAGAGCGGCAUGAUCGUUUAGCAAAUUCGAGUUUUACUCAGACCACUCAAUAAAAAUGCACUUUGCUUGAUAAUUUACCUCAAUAUAUUGGUACAUCUCAACUUGGUAUGUAAAAAUGUCAACGCUUGUCUUGGACAAUGGUGCGUGCUUCGCUAAAAUCGGGUACAGUCAUGAGAAAGUCAGUGUUAUCCCAAAUUGUCAGUUCCGUUCGAAGACCUCCAGGCUGAAAACAUUUACCGCGAAUCAGCUGGAUGAGAUCAAAGACCCGUCUGGACUCUUCUUCAUCCUCCCGUUUCAAAAGGGGUAUCUUGUAAACUGGGACGUGCAGCGCAAAGUUUGGGAUCAUCUGUUUGGAAAAGAUAUGUUUAAGGUGGACUUUGCGGAUACCAACAUUGUGAUAACAGAACCGUACUUCAACUUCAGCUCAAUUCAAGAUACCAUGAAUGAGAUUUUAUUUGAAGAAUAUCAAUUCCAGUCAGCACUCAGAAUUAAUGCUGGAUCUUUGAGUGCUCAUCGAUACUUCCAUGAGAACAACUCUGAGCUGUGUUGUAUUGUGGUGGACAGUGGCUUCUCCUUCACACACAUUGUUCCUUAUUGCAGGGGAAGAAAGAUGAAAGAGGGCAUUUGCAGGAUAAAUGUUGGAGGAAAGCUGCUCUCCAACCAUCUGAAGGAGAUCAUUUCAUACAGGCAGCUGCAUGUGAUGGAUGAGACGUAUGUGAUCAAUCAGGUCAAGGAAGAUGUGUGUUAUGUGUCACAAAAUUUCUACAAGGACAUGGAGAUUGCACAAUUGAAAGGUGAAGAUAAUACAGUUAUGAGAGACUAUGUGCUGCCGGAUUUCAGUUCUAUCAAAAAGGGAUUUUGCAAGCCUAGAGAGGAGAUGAAUUUUACUGGCAAAUAUAAAACUGGGGAGCAGAUCUUGCGGCUCACCAAUGAGAGGUUUGCAGUGCCAGAGAUGCUCUUUCACCCCUCUGACAUUGGCAUUCAGGAGAUGGGCAUACCUGAGGCUUUGGUCAACUCCAUUAACAACAUGCCAGAAGAGAUGCAACCCCACUUUUACAAGAACAUUGUUCUUACCGGCGGCAACACCUUGUUCCCUGGAUUCAGAGAUCGGGUUUACAAAGAAGUCCGGGCAUUGGCUCCUGUAGAAUAUCAAGUUUCUGUCGUUCUGCCACAGAAUCCUAUUUGUUACCCAUGGGAAGGAGGAAAGUUAUUGGCUGAAAACCCUGACUUUGAAGAGAUGGUGGUCACGAGAGAAGAUUAUGAGGAAAAUGGUCAUUAUGUCUGCGAGGAGAAGUUUGAUAUUUGAUGCAUAUGAAUUGUAUCAUGUCAUUUUGUACAGAGAAAUUGAACACUGCACGUUUUGUAUGAAAACUAAGCUGUACAUUGGCGUACUAUAUAUUACACUCAGUAUUCCUCAAGUCAA
Carassius gibelio (silver crucian carp) is the source of this 1452-nucleotide messenger RNA. RefSeq names its product actin-related protein 6. The record is from RefSeq and is a predicted model, not a curated record. Gene Ontology annotation, molecular function: nucleosome binding. The coding region runs from base 145 to 1335 and encodes 396 amino acids. Lineage: Eukaryota; Metazoa; Chordata; Actinopteri; Cypriniformes; Cyprinidae. The transcript has 11 exons. Gene Ontology annotation, cellular component: Swr1 complex.